AUGGCUCAGGUGUGCACUGGUACAGAUGUGGAGCAACCUUUUGUGAAGCCUCUGUUUUGUAGGAAAGGAGCUCUCAGGCAGAAACUAGUGCAUGAAGUCAAAAGCCACAAGUUCACGGCCAGAUUCUUCAAGCAGCCAACAUUCUGCAGUCACUGCACUGACUUCAUUUGGGGAAUUGGAAAACAAGGUUUCCAGUGCCAAGUUUGCAGCUUUGUGGUUCACAAACGAUGCCAUGAAUUUGUCACAUUUGAAUGCCCUGGUGCCGGUAAAGGACCACAAGCAGAUGAUCCCCGCAGUCGACAUAAGUUCAAGGUCCACAGCUACAGCAGUCCCACAUUCUGUGACCACUGUGGUUCACUUCUUUAUGGGCUGGUCCACCAGGGGAUGAAAUGUGCUUGCUGUGAAAUGAAUGUGCAUAAACGGUGUGUUCAGAGUGUGCCCAGUCUUUGCGGUAUGGAUCAUACUGAGCGUCGGGGUAGGAUGCACAUCAGGGUGGAAGCAAUACAUGAUGAAGAGUUCCAGGUCACAGUUGUUGAAGCUCGAAAUCUCAUUCCUAUGGAUCCCAAUGGUUUGUCAGAUCCUUAUGUAAAGCUGAAGCUGAUACCAGAUCCAAAGAACCUCACCAAACAGAAAACCAGGACAGUCAAGUCAACUCUUAAUCCUGUUUGGAAUGAGUCUUUUAUAUUUCCGUUAAAACCAGGUGAUGAAGACAGGAGGCUAUCGGUAGAAGCCUGGGACUGGGACCGCACCUCACGAAAUGAUUUCAUGGGCUCCAUGUCAUUUGGUGUCUCAGAAAUAAUGAAGAAUGCUGUGGAUGGCUGGUACAAGUUAUUGAACCAAGAAGAAGGCGAGUAUUACAAUGUGCCUGUAUCUGAUGACGCUGAUGACUUUGGACUCCGGCAAAAGUUUGAGGCGUGCAAUUUCCCUCUUGAACUUUAUGAGAAGGUGAGAAGAGGUCCAGGGCCGAGCCCAAGUCCUACAGACUCCAAACGCUUCUUUGGCAUUAGUCGCUUUCACAUCUCUGAUUUCAAUUUUCUCAUGGUGCUCGGCAAGGGGAGCUUUGGAAAGGUCAUGUUGGCUGAGAGACGGGGGUCAGAUGAACUUUAUGCAAUCAAGAUUCUAAAGAAAGAUGUCAUUAUCCAGGAUGAUGAUGUAGAAUGUACCAUGGUAGAAAAGCGAGUGCUGGCGCUUUCUGACCGACCUCAUUUUCUCACGCACCUCCAUUCUACAUUUCAGACUGUGGACCGCUUGUAUUUUGUUAUGGAGUACGUGAAUGGGGGGGAUCUUAUGUACCACAUCCAGCAGGUGGGCAAGUUCAAGGAACCUCAUGCCAUGUUCUAUGCUGCUGAGAUUGCCAUUGGACUCUUCUUUCUACACAAUAAAGGCAUCAUUUACAGAGACUUGAAGCUGGAUAAUGUUAUGCUGGAUGCAGAAGGACACAUUAAAAUCACUGACUUUGGUAUGUGCAAAGAAAACAUAUUCAGUGGGUCCACAACACGUACGUUCUGUGGGACGCCAGACUACAUUGCUCCAGAGAUUAUAGCCUAUCAGCCCUAUGGAAAAUCAGUCGACUGGUGGUCUUAUGGAGUUUUACUCUAUGAAAUGUUGGCGGGACAGCCUCCAUUUGAUGGGGAAGAUGAAGAUGAAUUAUUCCAGUCCAUUAUGGAACAGACUGUCUCUUAUCCUAAGUCAAUGUCCAGAGAAGCUGUCUCAAUAUGUAAAGGGUUGCUUACAAAACACCCUCUGAAGCGUCUUGGCUCCGGUGCUGAUGGAGAACGUGAUAUACGUGACCAUGCUUUCUUCCGCUGGAUUGACUGGGAGCGUCUUGAACUAUUAGAAAUCCAACCACCUUUCAAACCACGUCCUUGUGGGAAAAGUGGAGAGAAUUUUGACAAGUUCUUCACCCGAGCUCCUCCUGUGCUUACACCUCCAGACCAAAUGGUCUUGGCCGGCAUUGACCAGAGUGAAUUUUCUGGAUUCACCUACAUUAAUCCAGCAUUUGUCCACACUAAUCCACACUCUAAUCCACACAGCCCAGUGCCCAUAUCUCUGGUGUGAACCCUCUGUGUAUACUGCGAGGAACGCAAUUGAAGGAGGCCUUCUUGAUCAGCUCCCAUCCUUUUACCAGCAUGGUAUUCUCUUUGUUUAGGCUUUCAAAGCAACUUCUGCCUCAUUCAUAUUCCUCCUUCCCUACCUGCAACUCAGACAGGCACUCAGUGUUGUAACGUGCUGUGCGGGGAACAGGAUGCUACAGUGAAUCCAUUCCUU
Molecule: messenger RNA, 2268 nt
Organism: Bombina bombina (fire-bellied toad)
Lineage: Eukaryota; Metazoa; Chordata; Amphibia; Anura; Bombinatoridae
Gene: PRKCG
Product: protein kinase C gamma
Exons: 18
Coding region: 1-2058 (685 amino acids)
Biological process (GO): protein phosphorylation
Molecular function (GO): diacylglycerol-dependent serine/threonine kinase activity; ATP binding; zinc ion binding
Source: RefSeq, a predicted model, not a curated record